Molecule: messenger RNA, 3262 nt
Organism: Nezara viridula (southern green stink bug)
Lineage: Eukaryota; Metazoa; Arthropoda; Insecta; Hemiptera; Pentatomidae
Source: the annotation of a GenBank genome assembly
GUAAACUUCAGGUAAUUAUCUAGACUACAGUCUGGAUAUUUUACUCGGUAAUUGUUAAGAUGGAACGAUGGAUUAGUUGAUAUAACUUACUUCUCACUACGUUAUUAUUUUACCCAGAUAUAAACUUUUAUAAUGCUAGAGAUUAUCAUGCACAAAAAUAUCAGCAAUAGAUAGCAUUCUGAUGAAGAUUUUUUUGUUGGAAUUAUGGAGACUUUAGGUGCAGGUACUAUAAAUGAAUUACGACAAGAAAUUGAAAGACUUAGUCGUGAACUUGACCAGGCUAGUAGUGAAAAAGUCCAGUCUGCUCAAUAUGGAUUGGUGUUAUUGGAAGAAAAAGAGAACUUGCAGCAAAGGUGUGAAGAGCUUGAAAGUUUAUAUGAAAACACCAGAAAUGAACUUGACAUCACCCAGGAAGCGUUGGCGAAAUUCCAAACAACUCAUAAAGUUACUAAGGAAUCUGGAAUCGAGCAGGAAGAAUCACUCCUUAGUGAAUCUGCUGCUAUGGAAACAUCUCUCAAUUCCACUAUCCUUGAUUUAGAAAAUGAUUUGAAACAGAUGAGGCAGGAGUUGGAUAGGGCAGUGGAAGAGAGAGAUAGGAUAUUACACGAAUAUAAUGAAUUAAAUAAAUGUAAAAUUGAAAUAGAGCGUGAAAGAAAGCAGAUAAGAUCAGAGUUAAAAGAAAUAAAGACUAGAGAAACUCGUCUUCUUCUUGAUUAUUCUGAAUUAGAAGAAGAAAAUAUUACUCUUCAAAAGCAAGUUUCAGGACUGAAGUCAUCACAGGUCGAGUUUGAAGGAGCAAAACAUGAGAUUAGUAGAUUGCAAGAAGAAGUUGAAGUUUAUCAACAACAGGUUGAUGAACUAACAAAACUCAAAAAGAUUGCAGAAAAACAGAUGGAAGAAGCUUUAGAAUCUUUGCAGGCAGAAAGGGAAGCAAAAUAUGCUAUGAAAAAGGAAUUAGAUCAUCGUAUCAACAGUGAAUCCAUGUACAGUUUAAGCAAUUUGGCUUUCAAUAUGAGAGCAAUUGGUGAGGAAGGUUCUUUGGGUAGUGAUGAUGAUGAUAUGCCAGUUUUAAAACGACUUGAUGACAUACAAAAUACAGUCCUUGCUUCCCCUGAUUCAAAACAUGUUGACCUUUUCAGUGAAAUUCAUUUAAAUGAACUUAAGAAAUUAGAAAAACAACUUGAACAGGUGGAAUCAGAAAAAGUAGCUCUUGCCCAAACAUUAAGGGAAUCUCAAUCUUCUUCUGAAAAGUAUCAGUCUGAGUUGCAGGCUUUGAGGAAUGGGUGCAUCAAAUUAGCAGAUCACAUCAAUUCUCUUCACCAUUUAGCACAUCAAUUAAACCCUCCAUUGGACAGCGCUACCUUAAAUCAAUAUCAAAACUGGUUUUGGCUAACUUCAAGUCAAAUUGAAAAUAUUCGCCAAGAAGUGGAACAAAUGGAAAACAAUUUGAAUUGCAAUGAUAUUACUACACAACUUCGGCAGGAAAUAACUAAUCAAAAGAAUAAGCUUCAUAGUACAGAUCUUAAAAUUGCUGAAUUACAAGAUGAAAUUAAAAAUCUUACAAAUGUAACUACUGAUGCCAACUCUUGUUUGGAACAAGCCCAUAAUGAUUUAACAAAUGUUUCUGAUGAAUUAGCUCAGUUAUAUCACCAUGUUUGCACUGUUAAUGGAGAAACUCCUACCCGAGUUUUACUUGAUCAUGAAAAACAUUCAACUUCAGGUGAUGAUUCAGCUGACAAAGAAAAGAAAGAGAAAAAUACUGAUGCUUUACCAGAUGCUGCUGCAGUGACAAGAAAUGUUGAAACUAUUCUUGAUCAAGUCAAACAUCUGAAAAUUGCUGUCAACCAUACUAUUGAAAGAAUAAAAGCUGGUUCUGGAAACUGUACUGAUCUUUCAUUGACUAGUAUGGGACAAGAAGAAAUUUGUGAGCUUCAAGAACAAGUUAUAAAACUUAAAUCUCUGCUUAGUACUAAAAGAGAACAAAUUGCUACAUUGCGUACUGUACUUAAAUCCAACAAAAAUACUGCUGAGUUUGCUUUGAGUAAUUUGAAGUCAAAAUAUGACAACGAAAAAGCAGUGGUAUCAGAAACAAUGAUGAAGUUAAGAAAUGAAUUAAGAAUUUUAAAGGAAGAUGCUGCUACAUUUUCUAGUCUUCGAGCUAUGUUUGCUGCAAGGUGUGAAGAAUAUGUAACACAAGUAGAUGAACUCCAAAGGCAGUUAACUGCUGCAGAAGAAGAGAAGAAAACAUUGAAUCAAUUGCUUAGAUUAGCAGUUCAACAAAAACUUACUCUUACUCAGAGACUCGAAGAAAUGGAAAUGGAUAGAGAAAUUAGAAACGUGCGCAGACCUGUCACAAAUAAUGCUAAUAGAGGUGGAGUCAAACCCCGUUUCCCUCAAUCUUCUCGUUCUCGAGAUUAUUUUUAGAAAUCAUAGCCAUUCUAUGAUUGGUGGAAGGAGGUAAUUACUGUAGAUCUCUUGUCUUUUUUUUACAGGAGAUAAAUGUUUAUCUCGCAUGUUGGGGGAUUGGUAUGCAAUUUACAUUAAAAUUAUGAUUUAGAUCAUUAAAAAAUAAUAUCAAAUUUUGGAAUCUGAAAACCGAUAAUUUCUAACAUAUAUAUUAAAUAGUUAUAUCCGCAGUGUUGAUUAUAUACUUAAGUUAUAAUAAAUUUUAUAUAAGAAUUUAUCACUUGAAUGAACUGCAAUAAGUUUAAGAUUUUCUUUAAAGCAAUUGUUUUGUUGUUUAUUACAUAUUUUCAUGCAAUUAUAUUUCUUAUGAAUAUGAAUAUUCAUUCAUAAAAGAAACUAAUUAACAGAGUUUUUUUGCAGUGCAGCUGAAAAAUGAUUAUUGGAGGAAAGAUGUUAUGGAUGUAGAUGAAGUAUUAAUUUUUUUUUUUUUUGAGAUGAAUAUUCAUCAGAAAUUUGCAUCAAAAUAUCACAUUUUUUCCCUCUGAGUAAGACAAAAAGUAGUGAUGUUGAAAAUUGGAAGCUAAAAUGGCCCUUAAAAAGUUUUAAGUUUGAUCAUUUCAAAAAAGCAUAUCCAUUAUGCCCCUAAGAAUUAAUUUCAAAAUUAAAUAAAAAUAAAUGAUUUCCUUUUCAUUCAGACUAUCCUCUAUGUUUGAAAUUAAAAUCUCCCAGACUUUGCUAGUUAAAUAUCCAAUAAAUUAACCAAAUAUUUUGCUAUACUCUGUUUUGGAUAAUUAGGUUAUUGCAUUAAUUGAUUGAGCAUUAUUUUUAAAAUAAAUACUGUGAUUUUUCUGAUACA